Messenger RNA from Mercenaria mercenaria, 7828 nucleotides. Its product is annotated as rap guanine nucleotide exchange factor 4-like. Bases 368 to 7828 code for a protein of 2486 amino acids. The record is from RefSeq and is a predicted model, not a curated record. NCBI's taxonomy places the organism in Eukaryota, Metazoa, Mollusca, Bivalvia, Venerida, Veneridae. Gene Ontology annotation, biological process: Ras protein signal transduction; positive regulation of GTPase activity. Gene Ontology annotation, molecular function: guanyl-nucleotide exchange factor activity. Gene Ontology annotation, cellular component: plasma membrane. The transcript is spliced from 23 exons.
UUAGGUUACGUCUUGAUUUCCUUUUCAUGAAAAGAUUUUCACAAUAACAAGAUAUUUUUGAGAUAAUCUGGAGCUUUAAGAGGAUUUAUUUCGCAAUAAUUUUACCUAAUUGGGGAUGUCCCGAGGGGUAAAUGAAGAAUUAAUCUCGAUUUUUUUCGGAGAUGAUCAUGAAAUCUCACUGCAGCAGGAUCUUGAAAGAAAUAGACAAGAGAUAAAUAAAGUAACAAUAUGAAAAGUAAAUCUUCAUUUCUGGAAAAGAAUUUGGGGAAAAAAUGACACAGUUUUUUGUAUUGAAAGAUUUGGGAUUAACCUAAUUGUUUGAAGGAAAUUUUUCGAAUAUCUGCGGAUAAGUAUAUAAUAAGCCAAGAUGAAGUUUAAGCAGAAAUUUGAAAGGUCGCUGUCUCUCAGAUUCUCAUCAGACAGAAAGAAAAAAUUGGGCAGCUUCAGUGACAUUUGGAAUGGCACGCUAUCUAGAAAUCUGAAGACAAAUAAAGACUGUUGCGAGAAUGAAAUAGAUUCUAAAUUUAACUGUGGAAAUUUUAAAGAUUGCAAUAAAGCGGAGACCUGCCAAUCAUUAUUGCAUGAAGGAAACUUAAUCUGUGGACUUAAAUGCCAUUUACCCGCAGAUACUAAAAACAUUUCUGUUCCAGAAUGUACUUCUAGAAUGAUAGAUUAUAGUGGUGAGAAUAACUUGCUAUCAAAGUUUCUGAGUAAUUGUGAAAAUGGUCCGUCAGAAUCUGAAUCUAUUAAUUGUAAUCAUACAAGAGCUGGAAAGAGACAGAAAAAGGAAAGCAUCUUUAAAAGGAAGUUUUAUAAGACAAGAAAAAAAGCUGGAUUUGUGAAAAGUAUUUCAAAUACAAAAAAUAUUGCAAAAAUUUCCAGUAGAAAUUUGUCUGCAAAUUUAAAUUCGCAAAUACUGGCAGAUUUGACAGAAAUUAUUGACAUUUCAAAAUGCACUGUCAGACAGAAAUCUUGUGAAGGAAAAGCCAUUAUUUCGAAAGAAGACACACAACAAUCUGCAGGGAAGUUAAAGCAUGACAGGCAAGUUACAGAAGAUAUUAACAAAAGAUCAAAUUUACAUUUGAAUUUAGGGAAAAGGAAUAGUGUGGAGCCGGAAUCGCAUGUUGUAAAACAAACUGGGACAGAAGAAUUGGAAUCUGAAAAUCUGUCAGUUAAAAUAACUAAAGACUUGUCACCAACAUGUGCAGACAUUUAUGGAAUCGAUGAAGUAGAUAAUGUUUCAUUUGAUAGACUUAUUACUGAAAGAGAUUGUAUAAAUGGCAUGGACGUGAAAGUAGAUAAUAUCACAAAAGAUAAAGAACUAGAAUGUUCAUCAAAAACAGUUGAAAGGAAUAAAACUGAUGACAUGUCAUGUAUUGAUGCUCAAAGUGCUGUUGAUAUUGGUAAAGAAUUUCAUAAAACAUCUGAAGCAAAUAAUGUGAAAAGUAUUUUGAAUAUAACUGCAAAUGAAUUUUGUGAAACUAAUUCAGAGAAUAAUAAACACAUGAAAAGGUUACCUAAAGAGGAGAAAGACUUGUGUAGAAUUCCUAGUUUAAGAAGGAUAAGUAGCCACUCCCAAAGCACAAAUACUAAAGAACAUGUCGAAGUGCAUGAAAAUCCUUGGGUGUUACGAGACAGCAGUGUAAAAUCAUACCAUACAUCUGUAGGUCUUGCAAAUAUUGAAAUUGAAAGCUCACUAGGUUUUGAAGUAAAUUCUGCUAAUCCAGAGGAGAUAGAAACACAUGCGUCUGCUUUAGUCAGAAGCGGAAGUGUUGAUUCUGUUGACUCUUUCAGUUCAAGUUAUCAUUCUGUGAACUCUGUGAAAGAUUUGUAUUUCUCUGACUCUGAAGCAGAACACAACUUAGAAGAUAUAACUGAUGAUUCAGUUGAAGGUACAACUGAUUUAAGUGUUUCUAAAACUGAAUUGGAUUCAAGGGAAAUAGUAACGAACCUUGAUAAAGGUUCUAACAUUUGCACAAAUGUUGGACAGACUUCAAAAAGUUUGCAUGAGGUAAACAAAAGAAAUAAGAGACCAAGUAGCAUGGAUCAUUUUCCUAUGGUGUUAGACCACAAAAACACAGAAAAGAAGACUUUAAGUGACUCAGAUUCUGAUGAAAAACAAAUGAUUCCAUAUGCUCUAGCAGAAACUUUCAGUAGUAGUGUGACUGUAAGAAGGAAGAAGAAGCUGCAUAGUAGAUCAUUUGAUGAAAAAUUGGAUAAAUCCAUUUUAGAAAGCCCAGAAAGACAUUCUGCAGGCAAAAAGUCCAGUCUGAUUAAAUCCGUAUCACUUGGCUUCUCAGGGGAAAACGAAGGUAAAACUGGUGAAAAAGUAAAACAUUUCAGAAGAUCAUUAGAUUCAAGUUUAGCUCAUCGAAGUAUCUUGUCUGAGUUGCAAUCCCCAGAGAAAAGAAAGUCAGUUAUAAAUGGCUCAAGUGAAUUUCUUUCGCCAGUUCUAGAAUCUGAUGUCAAGGCUUCAAAGACUGGUAAACAAGAACAUGGAGAGGUUGAAAAGAACUUGGAUCCCACAAGAUUUUUCACCCUUCCAAAUCCAAAGAAACUGAAAUCACAGCAACAAAAUUUGAAAAAGAAGUUGAGCAGGCUAGGGAGUGUAUCGAAGCUUAUAAGUGAUAAAGCCAAUUCUUUAUCAAGUUUGAAAAUGGGAGCUUCAUUCAAACUGAGAAAAGAAAUAGAGAAGUCAAAAGAGUUAGUUUCUUCAUCAGCUACAUCUUUCUCUGAUUUGAUGUCGAAGAAGGCUUCAAGUUUUUCUACAUUGAUCAGAAGAAGAACUAACUCAAACACUGCAGUUGAAAGUCCUUUUAAAAAAUACACAAGAAAAGUUAACAAAGUCAAAGACGAAAACCAGUCGGAACUAGUUUAUGAGAAAGUUAGAGUGAGAGUACCAACUAAGCGCCCUGUCACUUCACUUGAGAAAACAGCAAGGUCAAAAAGGUUAAGAGUGAAUCUUAGACUUGCGAAAAAUGCUUGUAAGAGUGAGUCUGAGAAGUAUGAUUUGGAUUCAAGGUCAAGAACGAACAGUUUUAUUGGACGGCCUUGGAGUUCAGGAUCAGUUAGUCCUGUGAAAAGUCCAACCCUUCUAGAUGAAAUAAUGAAAUCCGUAGAUUCUAAAGGAGUAAGACAACAAUGUAGUGUCAGUAAUGAUGAUCUUGAACCAUCAGAUUGUGGGGAAAGUUCAGGUAGUAGCUCGUUAUUUUUGUUUCAGAAACAAUACAGUUUAGACUCUGAUACGAAUUUGGUUAAGGACACUACAUUGAUAUCUGUGUGUAGAGUCUGUGGCAGAAUCAGAAGUGGUUCAGAUAGGAGCAGUGACUCCUCAGAUUCCUUGAUAGUGAAGAGACACUCUGGGUCUUACAGGUUUUCACUUAGUUUAUGUGAUUUAAGCUCAACUUGCCAGUGUUUGAAACAAAACAAAACUUGCAGAAAUAGAUUUAGUGUCGUAUUGCCUGUCACAGAAAGUUUUGCUCAGAAGUCGGAUUUAAGUGCAAAUAGACGGUCUUGGGAUAUUAUUUCGGAUUUUAAAGGAAGUGUUCCAGGUGAAAUAAAAGGAGGAAAUGUUUUCCAAAAAGGGAAAAUAUGGUUACCCAGUUAUCAAAGACCAUCAUCCAUGUUUGAUCUUAGAUAUAAUCUAAAUGAAACAAAAGAAGAAAAAGUAGAAUUUGAAGUGGGAGUUGCAGUUAGCAGAGAGAGUAUUGAUAAUUCAGAUGCCUUGCCAGGAACUUUGCUGAGACAUAAACCUUUACUUGAUCUAAGUGGUGAAAAUUUAGAUGAAACUGAAGACUCACAAGAAGACUUGAUAGAUGAUAAGGAGGACAGUUACGCAAAGAAAAGCCAAUCGUGUGGAGAUUUAUUAGAAUCUGGAAGAUACACAGAUAAUGAGAUUAUUCAGAGUAAUUUAGUAAAGGUCAAAGUGAAGAACGAAAAUGAUGAAGAAACAGAGAGCUUCCAUUCUUGUUCAGAAAUCGUUGAAACAGUUGAAACAGACUUUGUAUUUGAGGGAAAUUCAGACAAACAGAAGUCACAUUCAUGUAGUAAUCUACUAGAUACAAAUGAAGGGAAUCUUGGAGAUAAUUUGAAAACAGAAGAACAGAGAAAGAAAGAAUUGAGAAAGGUGAAAGUCAAAUCAAUGUCAAGUUCCCAUGAUGCACUAAGUGCUCUUGUUCCCAUGAAUACUAUAACUGUUGAUGAAAUUGAUGGCUUCCUAGGAACAGGUCUGAGAAAUACUGGAAAAAAUGGGAUGGAUGCAGAAAAUGGACAGUCCGUUGUCAAUAAUAUAAUUGAAUUAACACAGAGUGGUUUAAAUUUCGAAAACAAAGUCAAUAAACAACAUACAGAUACUGACAUAAAUACAGAAGUUGAAAAUAGAAUUAAUAUGGAAAGAUCUAUAGUGGAUGAAGAUAAAGAAAAUACUGUAUGCAAAAAUUGUAACUGUUUAAGAAAUUUGUCAAAUGAAAGAAAAGCAUUGAUGAAGUUUGGCUUUGCAACUCCAAGUAAAGUAGUUUCAAAACCACCUUUACCUAAGUGUGACAGACGCCGAGCAAAAGUUCUUUCUCUAAGUGAUAUUUCAAACCAUGACAAUGUGGACUUACGAAAUUUAAGGAGGCAAAAAGGGUUUUCGAUGAUUGAAUUGCAUGAAGAAAAUAGUAAUGUGUGUAUGUGUAAAUUAAAUUUUGGAAGUGAAGCAGAAAAAUUGAAAAGUCAACUAGAUAGGUCUAAAUCAAGCAUUACGCCAAAAUCUGGCUCACUAAGAAAACCUGUUCGAAAGUUUUUAUUUGAUGACCAACAAGUUCAGAAUUAUAUAAAAACAGUUUCUAAACUUGACAGACAAAAGUCAGUUUCAAGUGAUAAUAUUAAUAGCGGUUCAGUAGACAGUCCUACGCAAGCAAACACAGAUAAAUUGCAUUCUGCAUGUUCACUUAAUCGUUUAUCAAGAAAUUCAUGGUCAGAUGAAGUUUUUAAUAGACUGUCUUUCCCUCUUGCACCACAGUUUUCUCCAUAUAUAGAAUUUUUCGAGUCGACACCUGUGAAGGGAUUUUCAAGACUUUCAGGUCCCCGGAUUACUUCCCCUGGAUUGCUGCCAGAGCUGCCAGAGUUGCCUUCCCUGACAGAGGAGUGUGUGUACAAGUAUGAUGUUUGUCUAGGGUAUCUCCUACAUUCAGUUCAAUGUGAUAAUAAGAUGAUAUGUGUCUAUUCAUUACAGAGGAACAAACAGUUGAUGGAAUCAGUCAUCACUCCAUUGACAGCUUCACCUCAUACUCCACGUAGAAAGACACAAGAACAUGGAAGUGUAAACAAGAGUAAACCUCAGCACAAAACCAAGUUUGAGGAAUUUCCUAACCCAGCUGCUCCAAUCACAAAUGUGCCUUCAGAUCGAUUAGCCCGUGCUGGUCUCGUACUGCGGACAGUACUAUUGGCUCGAGCUCCGCACAUGAUUAGGGAUCGUAAAUUUCAUUUACGAACAUAUCGACGAUGUAUGGUUGGUACAGAAAUGGUAGACUGGUUACUUCAGCAGAGUGCACUAGUGCAUUCACGGACACAGGCUGUUGGAAUGUGGCAGGCGCUUGUAGAGGAAGGUGUGGUGGUACAUGUGUGCCAUGAGCACCAAUUCAAAGACAAGUACCUGUUUUACCGAUUCCACGAGGAUGAUGAAGGUGUGAGCACAGUACCGAGCAGCGCCACCAAGCGGGAAUGUGAGGAAGAUUUACCGGACGUUUUCCUCAUGUUGGCACAUAUCGGACCAGAUGCUAUGAUGAGAAUGAUCCUUAGAAAACCACCACAUGAAAGAACGUCAGAAGACUUGGAGAUUAUUUAUGAGGAGUUACUGCAUAUCAAAGCCCUGUCACACCUGUCAACUAUGGUGAAGAGAGAGUUAGCUAGUGUCCUACUGUUUGAGUCACAUGCUAAAUCAGGAACUGUUUUGUUCAAUCAAGGAGAUGAGGGAAAGUCUUGGUACAUUAUACUGAAGGGAUCUGUUAAUGUUGUUAUUUACGGAAAGGGAGUUGUGUGUACACUUCACGAAGGAGAUGACUUUGGUAAACUGGCUCUCGUAAAUGAUGCACCACGGGCAGCCACCAUCGUGUUGAGAGACGAUAACUGCCAUUUUCUUAGAGUGGACAAAGAAGAUUUUAAUAGGAUCUUACGGGAUGUUGAGGCCAACACCGUGAGAUUGAAAGAGCAUGGUCAGGAUGUCUUGGUACUGGAGAAGAUACCCUCUAACACACAGACAGCAGAUGGCACUGUACAAGCUCAUUACAAAUACUCUGUCAUGGCUGGAACUCCAGAGAAAAUGUUAGAACAUCUUCUUGAAAGUAGGCUGGACAACAAAAAUGAGACAGAGAUAGAUGGAUUUCUUGAAGAUUUUCUACUUACACAUGUGAUCUUUAUGCCGUGUAAUCAUCUGUGUCCAGUACUGCUCUCACACUAUCAUUCAUCAACUGCAGACACUACAGAACAAGAGGGUUUUGAGUUUAUGUUGAACCAUAAAAAAUGUGUGUUACAUUUUGUACAAGAAUGGGCCAAUAUCGUCGGGGUUGCCUUCAAAGAGGACCACACUAUCAACGCUUUUCUGGAGGAGUUACAAAGCUGUGUGCAGGAUGACCUUGAGGAUUACCCGAGCUUGAAGGAUGACAUUGUAAACCUAGAAACCAUUCUCAGUACACACUUCGGAUCCCCGAGCAGCAAAAUGAAGAAAAGAAUGUCGGGAUCAUUCACCUUCUCGAGAAAACAUUCAAAAGAAUGCUGUCAGGAUAUCCCCAGGAAGAGAAAACCAAGGUGCCCAUCAGAUGAAACAAUUUUCAAAGUGUAUUGUGCCGACCAUACCUACAGCACACUCAAAUUACCAAUGGACACCAAGGUGGAACAAUUGUUACUGUCAACCAAGGAAAAGCUUGGACUUGGUGAUGACCUCAUUCUCUGUGAGGUGAAAUCCACUGGAGAGAGACUGAUCUUCAAAGAGAAUGAUUUGUGUGUAACUACAGGGCUCAGUAUCAAUGGCCAGCUUUUUGUUACACCAAAAGAACAUCUAGAUGCACUGACACCACUACCAGAACAAGAGGGUCCUUCAGAAGGAUCGUUUGCCUCCAUAGAGAUGUUCAGUUCUAGAGAGAUGGCCUAUCAUAUGACACUGUAUGACUGGGAACUGUUCACAUGUGUGCAGGAGUAUGAGCUGAUAUAUCAAGUUUUUGGUCGCUACAAGUUUGGGAAGAUCACGGCCAAUCUAGAUUUGUUUCUACGUCGCUUCAAUGAGAUUCAGUUUUGGAUCGUCACAGAGAUGGUGCUUACAAACAACCUCAGUAAACGUGUUUCAUUGCUGAGGAAAUUCAUUAAACUAGCUGCUCACUGUAAAGAGUUCAGAAAUUUGAAUAGUUUCUUCGCAAUUGUGAUGGGACUGAGCAACAUUGCAGUCAGUAGAUUGUCACAGACAUGGGAGAAACUGCCUAGCAAGUUCAAAAAGAUGUUUGCAGACUUCGAGACCCUCAUGGAUCCCUCAAGAAAUCACCGUGUAUACAGACUGUCAGUUGCAAAAAUGCUACCACCUAUUAUACCAUUUAUGCCUCUUCUCAUGAAAGAUAUGACAUUUACACAUGAAGGAAACAAGACAUACUUUGAUGGAUUGGUUAACUUUGAAAAAAUGCAUAUGAUAGCUCAGACGCUGAAGACUGUGAGAUUCUGUAGAAGUGCAAGACUAGAAGUUGAAGCUCCUGGAACAUUAAAAUCCUCAGACACAUCAGAGUAUAUACGCAGCCUGAAGGUGAUUGACAAUCAAAGCGAUUACUUACUCAAACUUCAAUACAAAUUAGAGCAAGAAACAUAA